AUGCAGGGUUAUUCAUUUGCGCCUCCAUCGGGCCCUCCACGAGAAGGCCAAAAAAAUUAUGUAUUCGUUGACGAGCAUAACCGGCACAAGAGACUAAAAGUAAUGCGGGCAUGUAAUGGCUGUCGAAAACGAAAAAUUAAAUGCGAUGCGGCCACCACAAACACCUGGCCAUGUUCAGCAUGCACGCGCCUGAAAUUGGUCUGUGUCCCUCCGACAAUUGGACAAGACGGGGAAUUUGGCCCAGAGGGGUCCAUGGACCCCAUUGAGACAGGAAGUAACUCUGUUCCGGAGGCUUCUCACCAUUCAUUUCCGGUAUCUCCAACAUAUAGAGAAGGCACCCAAGCUUCCGUGGGAUCUUUGCCUUCAUACGAUGGGAUGGGGAUGUACCCCCAGUUUGUUCAUACCCCCCAAAGUCAAUCGGGGAUGUAUAACGACAUGCGACCGUCCCCCAUGGUCAUUCCUCCUCAAUCCUACCAACAAUCACCAAUAUAUCCCGAUCACCAGACUUCAUCCCUUGGCACCGUAAAUCGAGGAACCUAUGUGGAUCAGGAGUCAUCCACGGCAGAUAAUCUCAGCGAGGUAUUAGGCGAACUCAAGAUUGACGAAUCAGGCAUCGCUCCCUAUAUCCGGCGACAAAGAACGGAUCGCACGGAGCCAGAUGCUCCUGUUCAGGAUGACAUAGAAGAAAGAUUACCACCACUCAGUACGGGCGCUGGUGCCAAGAUCCGCAUUCCACCGGAACUGAUGCCCGCGGAAGAAGAUGUGAUGGAAUAUUUCAGAAUUUAUUUCGAUGAAAUUCAUCCUUAUUUGCCUAUUAUACCACGCGCUCAUCUAUACUAUCAAUGGCAAAAUGAUCGCCGUUCUAUUUCGCCACUUCUACUGGAAGCACUAUUUGCUUGUGCUGGGCGGUUAUCAAACGAACCUGCGGAGGGCGCUCAGUGGCUUGCUCUAGCCAACAGGCAUGAAUCAAGCUUUAUGGAUGUUCCGCGUGUGAGCACAAUCCAAGCUAUGCUUCUUCUUCUCAAGGCUAGAGAAUCUUUACCGAAAAAGGGAUAUUACUAUCGCUCCUGGCAGACUGUGAAGACAAUUGUCUCAAUGGCCAAAGACUUGGACAUUCACGAGCAUUAUGGUAGUCAUGCGGAAGGAAGACCAUGUGAUCUGAGUCCGAUCGAAUGUCUGCUUCAAACUCGAAUCUGGCAGGCUCUCAUGGUAGUCGAAGUUAUGAUUGGCGGACCUCAAGGCCGCUCCGACUAUGGCGUCGACCCCCAAACGGUCGAUAUGCGUCCAACUUUAGACAUCAGAGGCUUGGAUGCCUACGAAACGGAACGCUCACGUCAAUAUGCUUACUUUGUUCGAAAUGCACACCAUAUUCGAAUGGUUGCGGAUGUCUAUCACAAAGUUAAGAAACAAAAGGACUGGGGAGCAGAUCCUCGCUUUGUACAGAAGAACCCACUUUUUGCAGAUUGGCUUCGUAGUUUACCGCCAGACCUUCAGGUGAACUAUCCUCCCGAUGGAUCUCCUCCAUGGCUUCCCUCCCAUUUUGUGGGCAACAUGCAUUCUCAUUGCCACCUUGCAAUCAUUCUGCUUCAUCGACCACAACUCUUGGCAUCUCAAGUUGUUGUGGCCAGCGGUGACUGGAGAGUGCAUUUCUCCCUGUGCUAUUCAUCAGCCAAAAACAUGUGUCGCCUACAAGAGGCCAUUCUCGAAAAAUUUGGAUUAUCUGGAUUGUUGUACAUGCAGCGAGGGAUAAACUUCGCUAUUUAUUGCAUUCUCACAUGUACAAUGCUUCACCUGGUUGCUAUCACUUCUCCGCUCCCUGAAUUUAACUCGGAUGCCCGAGAGUUCUUCACCCGCCACAUGCGCAUUCUCGAGCGAUGCUCCACAGCGUGGCCCAUGCCGGAGAUUCAAGCUCAAAUCACAUCGUUAAGAAUGGCUUUCUCCGCCGAUACUAACAGGCCCUUUGAGCUCAAGCCAAGCUUCCCGUACGGGAGUCCUUCAGAUGACUAUCAGCCCAGUCCUCCCAUGGAUGCGCAUUACCAUCCGCAACUUAAUCAAGUGCCAAGCCAUCUUCAAUCCAAAGUGGGUUCCAAUACGCAUCCAGUUACCCCUCCGAUUUCCGCUGGUGCUGAAGAUUCGAAGUCCGACACCUCCUCUCAUUUACAGUCUCUUGGAAUGAUUCCCCAUAACCCACCGACCACCCAUCCGUUGGACCAGCCUCUGGUUGAUGAGAGCAGCUGGGACCCGAGCCGAAUCAUUAAUCAAUGGGAGAUGGCCUUCUCCGUCAACCCAUCUACCGUCAGCACCAGUUCUCCCCCAUUACCCAUUAGCAACCCAGCGCAACCAAUGUCAAACAUGGUAAAUCCCCAGUAUUCUAUGCAGUAUGAUUCCAAGGUCACAGCGCCCCCGAAUCAGUCGGUUUCUCCACCACAGUUCCAGGCACCUCCAGUUGUGUUCAGCGCUCGAGACUGGCAGCAAAGUGUGGCAAGUGUAUACGAUCCACAAGGCCUGAAGCGGCCUUGGAACUAUUCCGUUGAUCUUGGUUCCGACAACAUGGCUAAACGUCAACGAGGAUAA
Messenger RNA from Penicillium angulare, 2574 nucleotides. RefSeq names its product Zn(II)2Cys6 transcription factor. The coding region runs from base 1 to 2574 and encodes 857 amino acids. The record is from RefSeq and is a predicted model, not a curated record. Lineage: Eukaryota; Fungi; Ascomycota; Eurotiomycetes; Eurotiales; Aspergillaceae. Gene Ontology annotation, molecular function: zinc ion binding; DNA binding; DNA-binding transcription factor activity, RNA polymerase II-specific. Gene Ontology annotation, biological process: regulation of DNA-templated transcription; DNA-templated transcription. The transcript has 8 exons.